AUGCAUCUCAUCUUGUCUUCUUUCCUGACUAAGCUCCUCGAUCCCAAUGGACUAGCGGGCCACCCAGCGAUGACAAGACACAAGCUGUGUGCCGGUGUAUAUACAAGCUCGCCCGUUGCGCUCACACAGGCAGCCCUCUCUCUGCACAUGCACGCCGCACAGCUGGGGCCUGGGGGUGGUGGUGGUGGUGGCAUUGUGGAUGGACUGGACGGCAGCGUGGUAUUUUGGACCCGGUCUAGAAUCUCUGGACUUCUUGGUUCCACACCAGGCAUCAGACGACCUAGCCAACUUCAUCUGCUUUACCUCAUGCCAAUCGCCAACCCAGCCGUAACUCGGUAUCACCGGCAGUGUCCGAUUAUCUUCCAAGACAGGUACAAGUCAAAUCUUGGUCAUUCCGCGUAUGGAGAAUUGGAGAUUUACAACACCUUUACAGAUACACAAGAUGUUAAUAUCUUGUGCAGAUCUCUAAUGGCUCGGCAUACACAGCCGGGCAACGGCUCGCGAAUGCAUCCUAGCAGACAGGCGCAGCUUCUCUUGAGUCAUCUGGAAACGAAACAGGAAGCGAUGACAAGAAAGAAACCAACACGGCGCACAUUUCAAGAGCAAACAGACCCAAAGAUCCGUCCGCUUCUGUCCUCGCGGCUUCUCGCUUCGCCCCGUAGUUCUGCGGGCUGCCUGCAUAUCCCGCGCAACUGCCAUGCUAUGCCGUUAUUCCCUCGCUUGAAUCAAGAUAGCUUCUCAAGCGGCAAGCCAGGUACCCGCCGAACUUUCCGUGACGCCCGGCACUUGGCAGAGGGCAUACGUCAGUCCGAGUCAAUCUGGUGCAUGCCCAAGAUAAAUCGUCCGAAAGGUUGCGCCGUCGUCAGCAACGGCGUAGAUGCAGCAAAGCGAACCCGACGGAUGGCUUCGAAAUGUCUGGAUGGGAAAGAGCCAACAACGAGCCAAGCAUUGGGAUUGGAUCAAUGGAUCAAUGGAUCCGAGAGGGAGCUCCACUCCACACAAGGGAAAGAGCCCUGGUCAUCCGCUCUCACCUGUCGGUCUCGAACUGGCGCGGUCCAGACCGUGGUCGCCCCCACUCCAAGCUCGCCGAUCGAUGAUCGUCACCUGCCAUUCUCAUUGGCCCCAAUCCGGAAGGAAGCUCCUGUCAGUUCUGUCAGUCUCUUGUCAGGAAGCAGUCACAGCUCACUCACGAGUGUCAACUUCCACGUCGUUGGCUUGCAGACCCUGACCGCCGCAACAUCCCAAAAGUGCGAAUCUCACAUUUUGACAUGUCAACAUCCAACUACGGAUGCCUACCUUCGAAUAGGUACCAACCUAUUGCCCUCUCCAACGCCAGCCCGCAGAUCAACGUUUAGCAGCUUUGCGACAUGGGUCUUUCAAUCUGUCUCAGUUGCUAACAAGCAAAAGAACACAGCCUGGAAUACUGUAUCAAUCUAUGCGCCAACUGCCUUCGACCAAGACACCUUCCUCGUCCUCAAGCGAUUCGGGAGAAAAAGGACGAGAUACAGUGACGCCGCUGUCACCCCAAAGCAGUCAUCAUACGAUGACGCCGGCCUACUGUUGUCUGUUCCGGGCUCCGUGCGGAAGACUAGGCUGGCUGGGCUAUACAUUCAGCAACUGUCCCGGCACUUGGCUUCGCAUUCCGUCAUCGCGAAAUACUUUCUCGAACCAGACAAGCAGAGAUGGCUUUGCUAUCUCCUUGGCGCCAAGAAGAUCAAAAACCGUGAGGCCGUGGACCGUGAUACUGUCGCACAUUGUUCCCCGUACGAGGCAACGUUGGAUUUCAGACUCUCCAAGUCUCACCUCGGAUCCGGGCACCGCCCCGAGUCGCGACUGUCGGUGAAGGGAUACAAGACUACAUUCCCAGCCAGGGAGAAUGCACUACCUAUGCUUUCGAACCUGCGCGGGACCCCUUCCCGUUCAAUAGCUCUCGCGACCUUGUCUCGGUCAAGAUGUAUGGUGACAGAGGGUGUCUUUCCUCCAUCCAUCUCAUACGCCUUAUUCCCGACCUCGGAACUUUGUGCAACCUCAGCAGGCCAGUCAUUUUCGACACCGUAUUUGAUAGUCGCGGGUUGCAAAUACCUGAUCAUUUGUAUCAUCGAACGGUUUGGUUCCGUUGGUCAUGACGCAAGGAGAAAUGGUCUCCCGGUCUCAAUUACCUUUCAAUGCCAGUCGGAGUUGCGGGGAUCACAAUCCCGAUGUGAAAUAUGCAGCAUUCCUCGCAUCAAGAGAAGGAGAUGUGCUCUGGUCCAUCGCGAGGAACAUUGUCUCGUUUCAAACCUCUCUCUGUACGCAUGGGAUUCUCAUUUCCGAUCCAGCGACAAGGCGCCAUCGGCUCCGGCCGAGUUUAGUUUCACGGAUAAUCCGAUCAUCUACCUAUCACGGUCCGACUUUGUUGCCAGGCAGCCAGAUAUACGGAUCGCCGCAGUUCACGUUGCAAAGACCUGGCAUUUGUGGCUGUUGGCGAGCAUAGUUGAGCGGGUCGCAUGGUUCGUCCGACUGAUCUGCAGACUCGGGUUUAAGUCAAACGACACGAUCGAUGUUGAUAGACAGUGGCAAUACACGUUCGCGGCCAAGACUAAGGAUUGA
Colletotrichum lupini is the source of this 2589-nucleotide messenger RNA. RefSeq lists its product as uncharacterized. Lineage: Eukaryota; Fungi; Ascomycota; Sordariomycetes; Glomerellales; Glomerellaceae. The transcript is spliced from 18 exons. Bases 1 to 2589 code for a protein of 862 amino acids. The record is from RefSeq and is a predicted model, not a curated record.